This is a messenger RNA of Suillus paluster, 821 nucleotides long. RefSeq lists its product as uncharacterized. NCBI's taxonomy places the organism in Eukaryota, Fungi, Basidiomycota, Agaricomycetes, Boletales, Suillaceae. The transcript has 7 exons. The record is from RefSeq and is a predicted model, not a curated record. The coding region runs from base 97 to 714 and encodes 205 amino acids.
CUUAUGUAAAUAUCUUCUGCGGGUGGGCGCUUGUCGACCUUACGUCCCAUCCACGUCCUCUUUCACCUAGAAACCUCUUUAGACUCAGUCUCAGUUAUGAAGAAACGGCUUUCGCGAUUGCUGGGCCCGCGAAGCCACUCAAACCCUCAUUUGCCAGCGCAGAGUGGAGACAGCGAAUUUGAGGUCUCCUCUCUCCCCCCUUCAGGGGAUGAAUCUCGCACAAAACCUCCAGGAUCGGUGACCAACCGUUCCACUCGAAGCGCUCGACAGUCUCCGAUCCCUGAACCCGCGGCUGCAAGUUCCGGGGCACAGGAUCCCAUAACCACUCAGACAACUCAGGAUCAUUCAACGCUCACCGUGGCACCCACUCCCGAACAGGCUUCUGAUGCCCGCGCUGCGAACUUCCGUCAUCAGGCCGAACAACUUAACCCGAAGUUUGUAGAUGAAAAAAUCGCUGAUGCCUCCAAAAAUAUGGAAGGCAUGAAAAAUGUCCCAGGAAUGGCCCAAAAUAUAGCUUCACCAUCCGACAACCUACAAUCCAUCCCAAAUACCAUUGACACGUUCUCCGUGAUUCUUGGACCACUGAAGUUGUUCAACUCCGUCGCUGAUGGGACUUGCAGAUGUCCAUCCCUAUGCAAAGGUGGCGUUGAGCAUAUUCACCUUCGCGUCGAAGAUGAUCAUCGCUCAGGCAGACCGCGAUGCUGCUGUGUCUAGUCUGCUCCAGAAGAUGUCAGAGAUCUAUGCUUUCAUGACGCAAGAUGAAGCAUUGGCCAAAAUUGAAUCGAUGGUAGCGAUAUACGGAAAGAUAGCGCGACAGACGC